UUGGAACCAUCCUCUUUUCAACUACCCGAGCUUGGCUCAAAGCUCCAUACAUCACAGCUGAGCUGAGUUUCCGCUGAAAUACUGAAUCAAAGUGAAAGGGAAUCAGCUUCCAUUGAAAACAAUAGUCCCCACAAUCCCAUCUACAAUGAACCAUCCAACUGUUCAAAUCAUCUCAGAAUGCUUCAUCAAACCAGAAGAACACAACCAUCCCCCUAUCUACUUAGCCCCAUGGGAUCUAGCAAUGCUCUCAGUCCAUUACAUCCAAAAGGGUCUUCUCUUCAUCAAACCCCAAGCACCAACAACUGACCACCAAGAAAACCCUGUCGAAUCUCUCCUAAACAGGCUCAAGGACUCCCUCUCCCGCACCCUCGUUCAUUUCUACCCCCUCUCCGGUCGCCUCGCCACCCACAAACAAGAGAACCCGCCUUCUUACUCCGUGUACAUCGAUUGCGACAACAGCCUCGGAGCGAAAUUUAUCUACGCAGCCGCCGACUUAACUGUUUCCGACAUACUUUCACCCGUUGAUGUUCCCGUGGUUGUUCAGUCCUUCUUCGACCACGACAGGGCGGUUAAUCACGACGGGCAUUCAAUAUCGCUGCUGUCGAUUCAAGUCACGGAGCUAACCGAUGGAGUUUUCAUCGGUUGCUCGAUAAACCACAUGGUGGUUGACGGAACAUCUUACUGGCAUUUCUUUGAAAUGUUGUCCCACGCCUUCCGUGCACAAGAAAAGAAUCCCGAGAUUCCUCGGCCCCCAGUUCUUACCCGCUGGUUUCCCGAGGGGUACGGCCCUGUUCUCAACCUCCCUUUCUCUCACCACGAUCAAUUCAUAAGCAGAUUCGAACCACCCCCGCUUAGAGAGAGAAUCUUCCACUUGUCAUCAGAAUCCAUAGCCAAACUCAAAUCCAAGGCCAAUUCCGAGUCCAAAACCAACAAGAUUUCCUCGUUCCAGGCGGUGUCCGCGCUCGUCUGGAGGUGCGUUACGCGCGCCCGCCGCCUCCCGCACAACCAAGAAACAAGCUGCAGACUGGCUGCGAAUAACCGACCCCGAAUGGACACGCCGUUGCCGACCGAGUACUUCGGGAAUUUGAUGCAAACGGUGAGGGGAAAAGCCUCGGCAGGGGAACUGCUCGGGCACGGGUUCGGGUGGGCGGCGUGGCGGUUGCACGAGGCGGUGGCGGGCCAUUGUGACUCGGCGGUGCGCGAGUGGGUGGGUAAUUGGGUUAAGGACCCGUUCAUAUACCAGUUCGCGCAGUUUUUCGACCCGUUUAGUUUGAUGAUGGGGGGCUCGCCGAGGUUUGAGAUGUACGGGAAUGAGUUUGGGAUGGGGAGAGCGGUGGCGGUUCGGAGUGGGUAUGCGAAUAAGUUCGACGGGAAAGUGACAUCGUAUCCGGGACAUGAAGGCGGCGGAAGCAUGGAUUUGGAGGUUUGCCUCCCGCCGGAAACAAUGGCGGUGCUUGAAUCUGAUGGGGAGUUCAUGGGUGCGGUCUGUUCUUAUUAGUCACGUAAUCUUUCAAUAGGACCUGUUGCUCGCGCUUGCAAAAAUGUCUCUACGCUGGUCCUCGCAAUCGUUAAUUUUAUCUAUCUUUCCUAUGAAAUGCAUUUCUUAUGAGAAUUUCUGUUUGUU
Messenger RNA from Rhododendron vialii, 1624 nucleotides. RefSeq lists its product as uncharacterized. Lineage: Eukaryota; Viridiplantae; Streptophyta; Magnoliopsida; Ericales; Ericaceae. Bases 146 to 1498 code for a protein of 450 amino acids. The transcript has a single exon. The record is from RefSeq and is a predicted model, not a curated record.